This is a messenger RNA of Cylas formicarius (sweet potato weevil), 5777 nucleotides long. RefSeq names its product proteasome activator complex subunit 4-like. Gene Ontology annotation, molecular function: peptidase activator activity; proteasome binding. Gene Ontology annotation, cellular component: cytosol; nucleus. Lineage: Eukaryota; Metazoa; Arthropoda; Insecta; Coleoptera; Brentidae. The record is from RefSeq and is a predicted model, not a curated record. Bases 156 to 5633 code for a protein of 1825 amino acids. Gene Ontology annotation, biological process: proteasomal ubiquitin-independent protein catabolic process. The transcript has 19 exons.
AACUAGACAUAACCAAUCAUUUGAAAAAUUGCUGUUUGUAAUGACUGUCUUAAAUUGAUUGAUUAAAAAAGUAGGGACGAUAUCUUGACUCGCGUUGAAUAUUAGAAUUGUGCGGAUUCCUUCAUAAAACGUUGUCUUGUCAUUGUUUUUCAGCAAUGGAUGAUUGUUGGAAAAAAAGAAGGAAAGAGAAACUAGGGUUUCUUCCUCAAAGAGAAAAUGUUUACAACGAAUUGUUGCCCUACUCAGAAUCUCUUGAUGAGGAAUCCACGAAAUUAUUUAUCGACAUUAAAACAAACUUAGUUAAAUCAAUAUUGGCACAGGAGAUGAGACCAGGAUGCGCCUUAUGGACUUCGAGGUUGAAUAAAUAUAUUAAGAUAUAUGGAAUGAAAUUCUCAAAGGAAGACCAUAUAGCUUUAAUCAAGUUAUUUUAUGAGCUGGUGACAAUCCCUGACCUAGAACCUACACGGGUUAAUAAAUGUGCAUUAACUUUGACUCAGUUGCUUAAGAAAAAAUACUUGAUCACAAGAGAUGAAUUAGAAUUGGAGUGGAGGCCAUUGUAUGACCUCUGCUUGAGAACAUUAGAAAAAAGUAAAACUGACAUAGGAAUGUAUAGAUACUUUACGACGUUCGAGGGUAAUUUGUUCAGUAUGAUAAGGGUGUGCAGGAUAUAUUUUCCCGCGUCAUCGACCCAAGAAAUCUUAGAUGAGUUCAGACCAAAGUUAUGUCCGUUUAAUAGCGCCGAAAUUUCCAGCGCCAUUCAGUAUAUGGAACUGUUUCUGCCAUCCGCAGUGAAACCGGAAGAGGCCGAUAUUAGUUACAAUUUGUGGUUCAAUGAAUUUAUGAACCUUUGGGAGGUGUGUCAUAACGCCGGCACAUGGGAAAAUCACAUGAUGUGGAUUUUGACGGGACUGGCUCGAUUUCAAAUUGGACAUAUCGACUGGGAGCCCUACAUAGCGCAAAUGUUCGUAAGAUUUCAAAGAACGUUACAGUUGCCUGUCAAGUUUAAACAGCGACAAGUUGGCAAACAACACAAAAUCGACGUGUCGGCCAUGGCGUUGUGGAUUGUUUGCGUCCUGCACAGCGACCAUAAUUCAGUUUUUUUCCAUUUAGAAAAGUUUAUGCGAACUCUGGAAUCUUACUUUUAUCCAGCUAAUGUCGGUAGGUGGACGUUUAAACUGAGGGAACUGUUGCGUAAACUUUCAUAUUACUUUGUUCAACGUGUGCACAAUGAACGUCAUAAAAAUCCGUCCUGGGACUACCAGGUUCCACAGGAUUAUAAGCUUAGGGAGGAGGACAUCGACAGAUUUGUCGAGAUUUUGAAACCGUGCGUGGAACAAGCUAUGUUUUCGAGGCUUGGCUCCCAAGAUGUCACAUUAGCUCUGUCUUAUUUGGCAUCACUGAGACCUAAAAUUAUAGUGCCAAUGACGUUAGAUAAACUAUACGCGUCCAUGGAUAGUUUAACUGAACCUCAUAAGUUGACAUCUUCCAUGAUGGGUGUUAUCGCGGUGGGAAGGCAUAUGGUUCAAGGUCCUCGAAACGACUACCCAGAAGGACCCACCCAUAUUAUACCACUCUUAAUAGCCCUUUUGCCGGGCAUAGACCCGAACGAUAUCAGAAAAUCUUAUGUGACUUUCAACUUUAUGGUACAUUUCGUCAACAUGAUCCCCUUGAUCAAUACUUCCGACGCGUACAUAUACUACGAUGACAUGACUGAAGAGGAGCACAUAGUUUGCGAGGCUACUGCGAACUUUGAAGAUUUCGUGUUACAAUUUUUCGACAGGUUGAUGCUGUGGGUAGAGUCAAGCUCCUUGGAUUUUGUCAGACUCGAGCAGAUGACGAACAACAACAACAUGAAAAAUAGAACCGAAACUAUUACGGAGACAGCUAUUGGAUCCGUUGUUAGUGUUAUUUUGACUCAGUGUUCUCCUGAUAUAUUCCAGGUCGCCUUAAAAAAAAUGUACAAUUUUGUAAUUAGUCGAAUAUUGGAGGUGCAAGUCUCAGGAAAAAUGGUAGCAAUAGCGUGUCAUUGCUUUUCAAUGAUAAAUCCGAAGGAGACUUUGAAGCUGUUUGUGCCUUACCUGUGCGACAUACUUGAAGAAUUGUUACGUGAAAAUCCACACAUUUCUACCGAGGAACACGUCGAUGCAAAAUUUUUGUACAAUUUGUUAAUACUAUCUGAGCUGGUCGAUGGUAAAGUAGAGCUGCUCAAUUACUUAGACCGUCUCACCUCCAUUUUAGAUAAGACGUUGCAUAUGACCUGCCAAGAGGUAAACUAUCUGUCAUCUCGCAUGCUUGAGUUGUUGCUUUAUUCUCUAACAGAUAUACGUCCCAAUGAAAAUCGAAGUUGCGGAGUGGAUUACUCCACUUCAGUUAAGAACUUUUUGGCUAUUAGGGAAUGGGGGAAAUCUCAGAACGUCAAAGAUCUUAAAUUAUCGUGGUAUGUCCCGGGGGCGAAUGAAGUGAAAACAGUAGAAAUGCUAGUCUGGAGGUAUUUAUUGCCAGAACUAAAUACUUUAACGAAGUAUUCUGGAGGCGAGCUCAUCCUGACUAGACAGGAACUUAAAGCGUCAUUGGUAAUACUCGUCUCGAUAUUAUCUUGUCACUUGUUGUUGCCGAUGUGGGACGAGCCAGCUUACCAAUUAGUAGAGUCGGUAUUGGAACCUUGGGCGUUUAAUCUAAGGGUAUCAAACGACGUAUCUAUUUCGAUGCCAGAUGGAAGCAACAUCAGGAAAGCUAUAGUAAAUACAAUGCACUCGCUGCAGAAAAAACUACUGACCACUGACGAAGGUGACACACAGAGUAUCAAAAUGAUUAUUGAUGUAUAUAAUAUCGUACUGUUUAACAAAACACGAAAUCAGGACUUUGAGUUCCAUUGGAAAACGUUCCAUAUGGCGAAGAAACUGUUAGAGGACAGGGUGCAGCAAAAAAAGUUGCACCUCCGACACCUGCUGAUUGAUCGGGUGAUGCUUCAGCAGGAAUUCAGGAUCGCGAGUAGAAAUUGUUCAUUUACGCGAACUCACAAGCAAAUCCUUGAAGAUUUUCUCGAACUAGGCGUAUCUCAAUACAGUGAAGUUAGGAUAGCGGCCCAAUCGAGGCUCUACCGGAUGAUAUCUUAUUUUCCAUAUUGUUCGGUGAUCCUAACGAACAAGAUCAAAGAAAUUCUUCUGAUUAAUUCGGAAGAAAACCACGAAAAAUUCAAGGGUUGCUUAUAUAUUUUGCUUGGUCCCAAAGGUACUCCCAUAAUCGCCAGACACGACUGGAAUUUCAUCAAGGAGGUGUGGCCCUUGGUCAUUCGUUCAAUGCCUUCGGAGAAGCCGUCUAUCGUGAAACUGGUUACGGGUUUGACUGAUGCUGUUUACAAGUAUUUUCCUACAAUAGCGAUUAAAUUGAUGAUACCCGAGAGGACGCUGUCAGCUGCCUACCGCUUGGCGGAUACAAGGCCUUUUACAUGCGAUUUAAGUAGUUUUAAAAGAUUUAUAGACGACGGCAAGAUUUACUUAAAGAAAAUAUCGCUCGAGAGGGAGCAGGCUUACAAUCAGACCAUCAACAACCUGUUGGAUGCUUGCGAAAGCGGAAAUUUGCACUGGCGUUACAAUGCUAUGGCUAUAACCUUUAUUAAAAGUCUAGUACACUUCGACGUCCACUAUAAUCCUAGAGUGGUGAAAUACUUCCUUCAAGCGACUAUAAGCGAAUCGCUUAACAUUCGGAAGAAUGCAAUGAAAGUUCUGGUCUUUAUUACCAUCCAGAACAAACCGAAAUUUAAAAAAAUCGAUUUCAAUCCUUUCAAGUACUCCAAUUGCACCUACGAGACCAAAUUCGUACCGGGCGAGCGGGAAGACAACCUAUGGUUAUUAUACAAUAGUAAUACUUUGCCUAAAACUGUGAGCCAAUGGGAGGAGUUGAGAUACGUCCAUGAUCAGAUUACGGGUUACUAUGCGUGGCCCAAAGAAAUGAAAGUGUACGCACCUCCAUCUCAACAAAAGUCCGCGGCCUCCAGGAUGGAGAUGCUGAGUCAAUGCGAGAAAGAGUUAUACGGAUUUUUCAGCGAUGCUUCCAGCGUAGAUCAGCUAGUUAAGUAUUUAUCUAUGGAGGACAGGAAGGGACAGGAUCAGUUCAACGCCUACAGAUUUCUGGCUUUCAAGAACUUAUUCAAAAUAUUCGAGGAUGCAUUUCUGCCAAUAUUAAUGCCUCAUAUCGAACGUCUAGUGCAGGACAACCAAGAGGCGAGCCAGAGAUGCGCCGCCGAAAUGAUAAGCGCCUUAAUUCGCGGAUCGAAACAUUGGCAAUACAGCAAGGUAGAGAAAAUGUGGACAAACCUCAUUCCUAUAAUAAAUACAGCGAUUGUGAAUAUGCUCAACGAAACCCAAACGGAUUGGGCUCUUUGCAUAUCUAUGGCUUUACAAUCUCGCGAUCCCAAUCGAAACCAUUGGUUGUUGGAAUUUCUUAUGGACGAGCCACUGAAGGAUUCCACUUCAUUCGUGACUUGCGCGCGACUUCACCUGUUGUCCAUCGCGGUCAGCCAACAGUCAUGGCGCAACGCGGAAAUAUUCAAUAGGAUGUUCAAUUAUUUCAAGCCGCAUUUGGCCCACCCUUUUCAGAACGUUAGGGAAAAAAUCAGUUCGUUUUUGACGUUCAUAUUUGGCAAGGAUCUUGUUUUCCCAAGCGGUAAUUCGACUCGGGGGCCGAAGAUCGAAGAAUUUUUCGACGAAGUGUUCGGAAAACUCGAGAGGCUGUACGAAUACAUGCUGACCAAGUCGGAUAAUGUCGGAAAAAUGGAAUCGAGCUCCGAAGUGGCACUUGCCAGUAGUUCGGUUGCCAGUAAAAAGGAGGAGCUAAUAAGAUUGUUUAAAGUUGUAUCCAAAUUUGUAUCAACGAGCAUGGUGAGAGCGAAUUUUGCAGCAAGACCAGAAUUUUUCAAGUUACUACCGCUGGCAGCCAUUUUGCAAUCAUACGAGACGGAUGAAGAGGUGUCGAAUUUAGCCACAAACCUGAUCGUAGUAUUGGCCCAAACGAUGACCAAGGAACUGUAUUUGCCAUAUGCCAUUGAAGCAAUUAAAGUUAUAUCGAAAUGUCCAUUAUGGUCGGCGAGGUCCAUAGGGUCGGAAUUUAUCCCAAUUUUUAUAUUCUACAAUAUGGCCACGAUAAAUAAGAAUAAGAAAUUCGUAGAAGAGAUACAAAAUAUUGUGUUGGAGCUUCUGGAAGAUGACCAAGUAGAAGUUAGAAUUGCCGCCGCUCAUAUUUUUAGCAAUUUGCUGCACUGCCACUUCAUCCCUAGUCCGUCUGACUUGCUGGCUACGUUCAAACAAAAGGCCAGGACGAAGUUGAAGACUAACAAAAUGAAAGAAAAGAAAUCAAUGCAGCAGCACCUGCUGAUUAGACAUGCAGGUGUCUUAGGAUUGUGCUCGUUUAUCAGCGCCCAUCCUUACGACGUACCUGACUACUUGCCCGGCAUUUUUGCAGAUUUAGGAUCACAUUUAAGCGAUCCUCAGCCUAUACCAGCUACGAUAAGGAAAACCAUGAGUGAAUUUAAAAGAACCCAUCACGAGAACUGGGAAUGUCACAAGUUGAAAUUUACCGAAGAGGAGUUGUCAAUUUUGAGUGAUCUGUUGGUGCCUCCGAGUUAUUAUGUUUAAUAGUGGAAAUACUUUGAAUAUUUUAUUAAUGAUUUUAUUUUGGACCUUUUUUCUUUUUAGUUUUACAUAGUUAUAUGGUGCAUCAUAGUCCGGGAAGUUGAUAUUUUUUAAAUAAAAUUAUUCGGUUUUAAUUCGACUUAAAUU